AAAUUAAUAGAUAGAGAGAGUGAUAGAGCUAACGAAAAGAGUCAAAGGAAGUUGCAACUUUUGAAAAAGGGAAGAAAAAAAAAAGAAAGAAAAAAGAAAAGGCAAAAGAGAGAGGAAAUGAAUGAAUGGGGGAGGCAUCAGAAUCAUAACUCAUGACAUGAACACACCAAGUGCUCCUCUCUCUCCUCCACUUCCCCACUUUCUUCUUCAACACCCAACAAACUCUCUCUCUCUAGGGUUUUACUUCCACCACAUCGCGUGUUGUACCAUUGCCUCUACUGCACUUUUCCUACGGAAACCUGCAUUCCUCAAUGCGGUAAACAAUGAUACAUGGAUAUAGAGAUGUUUCUGUGAGACUCUUAUUUGAUGAAUUUUGUUCUCUUUAGUUUAGUAGCUGGGAGAUAAAAUGCAUACUUAAAAAGACUGGGUUGCGUGGGUUGACAUUAGUUGAGUGAACGAAAUGGAGUUUGUAAGGUCUUGGUUAAAAAAAUUGAAGUCCAAGGAGAAGGUGAAGUCCUCAAAGAACAAGGAUACUACAGGCAAUGGGAAAGAGGGGUCAAAAACACCAACGACGGAAGAAGUGCCUUCAAAUGUAACCAAGCAGAAGGUUGCAGCUGCAAAGCAGUAUAUAGAGGAUCAUUACAAGAAGCAGAUGAAAAGUUUGCAAGAGAGGAAGGAGCGACGCAAUGUACUAGAAAAGAAGUUGGCUGAUGCUGAUGUCUCCGAGGAAGAGCAAAGUAACUUGCUGAAGUACUUGGAAAAGAAGGAAACAGAAUAUAUGCGUAUUCAGAGGCAUAAAAUGGGUGCUGAUGAUUUUGAGCCACUAACGAUGAUAGGAAAGGGUGCAUUUGGGGAGGUUAGAGUUUGUAGGGAGAAAGCAACAGGCCAUGUAUAUGCAAUGAAGAAGCUUAAGAAAUCAGAGAUGCUUCGUAGAGGCCAGGUUGAACAUGUGAAAGCUGAGAGGAAUCUACUUGCAGAGGUUGACAGUAAUUGUAUCGUCAAGCUCUAUUGUUCCUUCCAGGACGAAGAGUACUUGUAUCUCAUUAUGGAAUAUCUUCCCGGUGGAGAUAUGAUGACUUUAUUGAUGCGCAAAGAUACAUUGACAGAAGAUGAGGCCAGGUUUUAUGUUGGGGAAACGGUCCUAGCUAUUGAGUCCAUUCAUAAACAUAAUUACAUUCAUAGGGAUAUCAAGCCUGACAACUUGCUGCUCGAUAGAAAUGGUCACAUGAAAUUAUCGGAUUUUGGAUUAUGUAAACCAUUAGAUUGCAGUAAUCUCCAAGAAAAGGAUUUUUCUGUGGGAAAAAAUCUUAGUGGGGCUCUUCAAAGUGAUGGACGCCCUGCAGCACCAAAACGUACACAACAGGAGCAAUUGCAGCAUUGGCAGAGAAACAGGAGGAUGCUUGCUUAUUCUACUGUUGGAACCCCGGAUUAUAUUGCCCCAGAGGUUUUGCUGAAGAAAGGAUAUGGAAUGGAAUGUGAUUGGUGGUCGCUUGGGGCUAUUAUGUAUGAAAUGCUUGUGGGGUAUCCACCCUUUUAUUCAGAUGAGCCCAUGUCAACUUGCAGGAAGAUAGUUAAUUGGAGAACUCAUUUGAAAUUUCCUGAAGAAGCCAAACUCUCUCCGGAAGCAAAGGAUCUCAUUAGUAAACUCUUAUGUAAUGUUGAUCAGAGGCUUGGAACUAAAGGGGCAGAUGAAAUAAAGGCUCACUCCUGGUUUAAAGGCAUUGAAUGGGACAAAUUGUAUCAAAUGAAGGCUGCAUUUAUCCCCGAAGUCAAUGAUGAAUUGGAUACCCAGAACUUUGAGAAGUUUGAAGAGGGUGACAACCAGAUUGAAAGUUCAACUAGAUCUGGUCCAUGGAGAAAGAUGCUGUCUUCUAAAGAUGUCAACUUUGUGGGUUACACAUACAAGAACUUUGAAAUCGUAAAUGAUAAUCAAUUGCCUGGGAUUGCUGAAUUGAAGAAGAAGAGCACAAAAUCUAAGCGGCCUUCCAUCAAGUCCCUUUUCGAUGAUGAGUCCGCUAUGGCUGCCAAUCAACCUGCUCAAGGAAGCUUUAUGAAGCUCCUCCCUCCCCAACUAGAAGCCCCUGAGAAACAGAGUGAAUCCCAAUGAUGUGCACUAGUUUCUCUCAUAACUUCCAGUGGCUGUAGAGUUCCAACCAAAGAGAAUGUUUUUUCGGUGAUUAAUUUAUCUUUAGAUCGGGGCAAAGGCCUCAGAAACCAAUGGUUUGGCAUAUUAGUUAGUUCUUGGGUCUGGGUCUGGUCUGCUAUGUUGCUUUUUUGUCACAUAUUUUCUGCAAAGUAUAUAUUCUUUGAAAA
This is a messenger RNA of Prunus avium (sweet cherry), 2313 nucleotides long. Its product is annotated as AGC (cAMP-dependent, cGMP-dependent and protein kinase C) kinase family protein. Gene Ontology annotation, molecular function: ATP binding; protein serine/threonine kinase activity. Gene Ontology annotation, biological process: protein phosphorylation. Lineage: Eukaryota; Viridiplantae; Streptophyta; Magnoliopsida; Rosales; Rosaceae. The record is from RefSeq and is a predicted model, not a curated record.